Molecule: messenger RNA, 1153 nt
Organism: Bicyclus anynana (squinting bush brown)
Lineage: Eukaryota; Metazoa; Arthropoda; Insecta; Lepidoptera; Nymphalidae
Gene: mRpS35
Product: 28S ribosomal protein S35, mitochondrial
Exons: 2
Coding region: 89-1117 (342 amino acids)
Biological process (GO): mitochondrial translation
Cellular component (GO): mitochondrial small ribosomal subunit
Molecular function (GO): structural constituent of ribosome
Source: RefSeq, a predicted model, not a curated record
CCUACACUAUUUCUUUAAAAAAAAUAAUCAUAACCUAAAAAUGGCAAUAUUUGUAAAACUGUAAAUAAAAGCCAUAAUUGUAAUAAAUAUGAGUGUUUUCAUAAGACACUACAAUCCCGGUAGCGUUUACAACGCUAAAAUAUGGCGUUUCGCUUCAACAACCGCGGAAACUCCGAAACUAACGAACGGAGAAGAUGAUGAAGAGUUUCGUGUUCUUGACAUUUUGAAGAAGAGGGAUAAACUUCAGCGGAGAGCCCCACGUAAGGCUGAUGUCCCGCCUGAUAGAGCGGAGAAAAUGCGCACAGACCAGAAAUGGGGUGACGUAUGGCCUGGGCCAAAGUCAUUUCACCCUUCAUCCGUACCUCUGCCUAUCAGACAAGGCUAUGUACCGAAAGGACAAGCACCUCCAGGCAAGAAAGCUAACGCUGAACUGAUGAAAAUACCCAACUUCUUACAUCUAACUCCACCAGUCAUAAAAUCACAAUGUGAAGCGAUAAAGAAAUUCUGCACAGAAUGGCCGAAACUAUUAAACUCUGAAGAAGCUAUUGAAAAGCAUUACCCGUUAGAAAUUAUAACUUCAGACUAUUGUCAUGCAAGUCCGGUGAUUCGUAAUCCGUUAUCUCGCAUUGUUAUACUUCGAAUCAAGCUAUCAGAUUUAAAACUCGAUAAACAUGCUAGAGACAAGUUUUUACGUCUAGUAGGUGAUAGAUAUGAUGGGCAAACCGAUUUGGUUACAAUAACAGCAGACCGUUGUCCGGUUAGACGGCAAAAUUUGGAUUACGUUAACUAUUUGCUAACUGCUUGUUACCAUGAAUCCUGGAAUUACGAAGACUGGGAAGGAGAUAAAACGUUGCAAGACAUGGAAUAUUACGAUUUUGAUAUGAACCAAUCAAAGAGGAAUUUGGUUAAUUGGCAUUUAUUAUGUUUAAAUGAAGAAAACAAUUUCAGUGAUGAAGAAAUUAAAUUGUAUGAUGUAGCAUCAAUACCUAAUGCUACAGAAUAUAUAGAAUCGGUUUCUUCACUUUUUAAUGAUGGCGAAAGUGAUGCCACAUUGAAAAAAUACGAUACAUCUGUCAGGAAGCUGUUAGGGUUGCCUGAUAAAAAAAUUGUAACAUAGUUUUAGUUUAAGUGUAAAAAUAAAAUGUAGUUUGUA